Messenger RNA from Leptosomus discolor (cuckoo roller), 299 nucleotides. NCBI's taxonomy places the organism in Eukaryota, Metazoa, Chordata, Aves, Leptosomiformes, Leptosomidae. The record is from RefSeq and is a predicted model, not a curated record.
GAUACUAUGCAGUUGAACUAGUGAACGACAGCCUGUACGAUUGGAACGUCAAACUCCUGAAGGUUGACGAGGAUAGCGCUUUGCACAACGAUCUCCAGAUGCUCAAAGAGAAAGAAGGAACAGAUUUCAUCCUCCUAAACUUCUCCUUUAAAGAUAACUUUCCUUUUGACCCACCGUUCGUGAGGGUCGUGUCGCCGGUGCUGUCAGGGGGGUACGUCCUGGGUGGCGGUGCCAUCUGCAUGGAGCUGCUGACGAAACAGGUGGCGCGGGGAGGCGUCGCGGGGUGGUCGCUGGACUGA